ACACGAGUACUUAUAUUUCUUCAUAAUAAUUUGUAAAAUUUCAUAAUUUCUUAUAUAUUUUAGUUUCAUAAAAAUGAAUUAAAAUGUUGAAUAUGUAUAAAAUUCACGAUAUUAUAAAACUUUAUAAUCGAGACAAACCGGUCUCUCCGAUCUAACAUGGCCAAAGAGCUGAAGUUGGCCUUUCUGCAUGUCAGCAUUUCAGGCAAGCCGAAGUAUGUAGGCAUUGAAAACAGGUCUAAAUUGAACUAGCUCUGGACUCUAUUCAUGAUUAUUACGCACGUAAAACACAAGUAUAAUUUGGUGACAACAUUUAUUAGAAACUGCUCUACUAUAAAUUCAUUAUAUUAUUCCAACACAAAGAUUACUAGUUAUUUCAGAUGCGGUGAUAUUGAUUCUGCAGUUCAAUUGUUUGAUAAAUUACCCCACAAGAAUCUUGUCACUUGGAAUUGUAUGAUUUCUGGGUAUGUCAAGAAUGGAAAGGUUUCUGAGGCUCGGAAGGUGUUUGAUAUAAUGCCUCACAGAAAUGUUGUUUCUUGGACUGCAAUGUUAACUGGGUAUGUGAGGUUUGGGGAUUUAGAAGAGGCGCGUAGCUUGUUUGAUGCUAUUGGUAGCAAGAAUGUUGUGUGCUGGAAUGCAAUGUUAUCGGGGUAUGUAAGGUGUGGGAGGAUGAGAGAAGCUAGAGAACUUUUUGAUGCAAUGCCGGUAAAGGUAAAGAAUUGCGUAACGUGGGCUACUAUGAUUGAAGGGUGUUUCUAUGAAGGGGUUGUGAGUGAGGCUGAGGUUUUGUUUGAUUGUGUUCCUGAGAGAAGUGUUUUGGUGUGUAAUGCUAUGUUGGCUGGUUAUGCUGAAAAAGGCGAUGUUGAUGCUGCUUAUGAGUUAUUUAUUAGGAUGCCUAAAUGUGAUGUAGCGUCGUGGACGAGUGUGAUAAAGUGUUUCCUGAAAAAAGGGGAAUUGGGAAGAGCACGGGGAUUGUUUGAUGAUAUGCCUAAAAAGGAUAUUGUGGUUUGGACAGUUAUGAUAAGGGGUUAUUUGGAUAAUAAUCUCAUUGUAGAGGCUCGUAGAUUAUUUGACGACAUGCCUUGUCGAGACGUUGUUACGUGGAACUGUAUGAUCAGUGGUUAUGUACAGAAUGACAUGUUGAGUGAUGCUCUCGAGUUGUUCAGGGACAUGCCAGUGCGAAAUAUAGUGUCAUGGAAUUCUAUACUGCAAGGUUAUGUGCAACAAAAUGAUAUAGUUCGGGCACAAAAUUUCUUUGAGAAGAUGCCUCAAAAAGAUAGAACUUCAUGGAAUACAAUGAUUUCUGGAGAUCAAAGUGAGGGAGCUUUUGUUCUUUAUGUCCUGAUGUUGCGAACUGGACUUCAGCCUGAUCAAGGGACACUAUCCAGUAUAAUGUCUGCCUGUGGCACAUUUGCAGUACAUGGUUUUGGAAGAGCAGUACACUCUUCUAUAGUUAAGAUUGGAUAUGAAACUGAUUCUAUGGUCACAAGUACAAUAAUAUCAAUGUAUUCAAAAUGCGGUCUUAUAAAUGAUAGCGUUUCAGUGUUUGAGAGAAUGGUAAAUAUGGAUACAGUAGCCUGGAAUGCGAUUAUUGUGGCACACGCAUAUGCUGGCUCAGCUAUUGAAGCCCUGAAUCUCUUUUGUCUCAUGAUUCAGUAUGGACUCAAGCCAGAUAAUGUCACAUUCCUUGGUGUUUUGGUUGCUUGUUCUCAUUCAGGUAUGGUUAAUGAGGGCUUGAAGUACUUUGUGUCUAUGGAUAGAGACUGGAAGCUGAUCCCAAAGGCAGAACAUAUUGCUUGCAUGAUUGAUCUUCUUGGAAGAUCUGGAUAUCUGUUUGAAGCUUAUGAGCUAGUCAAACAGAUACCUGUUGAUGUCCCAACAUACACCUGGGAAAUAUUAUUAAGUUCCUGUAGAGUUCAUAACAAUUAUGCACUAGCUGAACGUGUAAUGCAGAAGCUUUCUUUUCUGAAACGUCCAAAUACAGGAACAGGUGUACUUUUGUCAAAUAUUUAUGCUGCAAGAGGGAUGUGGAACGAUACAGAAAACGUCAGAAUUUCAAUGGAACAUGCUGGAAUAAAGAAAGAAUUAGCCUGCAGUUGGAUUGAAAUGAAAGGUCAGAUUUAUCGUUUUGUGUACAGGGACAAGUCUCAUCCACAAAUGGAGAACAUGAAGUAUGAAUUGGAGUCUCUUGCAGUAAUCAUGAAGGAACCUAGCCUAAAAAUCCACUGAGGAAGGCUAAAAUUAUAUCUCCUUUGAUUUGCACGGGAUUAACAUUUAAAGAAAGUAGCAAUUCAUCUAGACAAAAACCAGGAAUGAAUUGUAUUUGAAACUUCCUAGUGAAAUUUCCUGGAAUUGUUUAAUAUGAUCUAUGAAAGUAACAGGAUUGGCAUUUUUGGAGAACCUUGUUUUGCCAAUUGAUUCUUGAAGAGCCUUGAACUAAACAUGCAACAGUGCAGCAUGACCUGAAAGAAAUUGAGGUAUGAAGAUUGUUCUAGCGGGUGCCUGCAUGACUUAAAUUUAAAAUGGUUUUGCAUAAGCAUCAUGCAGUUUGACUGAGCGCCUUCGUGAAGUUAUGUAUGGCCACACUACUACAUAAUGAAGUUCCAACUGUAUAUAUGGAGCAAAGUUUCUUUUUGCUUGCACUGGGCCUACAAAUUCUUGGGAGACAACUUAACUGAAUCAAGAUGCUAUAGUUAAUAACAAGGCUUAGCACCCAGAACAUGUCUAGAUAUCUCCUUUGCAACCAAGGGCAAUUAUGGUUGUGAACUGCGGAGUAUGAACCCCUUAUAAAAAUAUUUCAUGAAGAAAGCCAAUCUCUUCAACAAAGUGUUUUGUGCACGGUGAACCUUAUAUCUACGAAGUAGUUGCUUUGGGUUCAGCUCUUUAUAUGUUUUCCUUGCACACAUUAGUAGUAAGUAGUGGUUGCGAGUUUAUCUCUCCCAUCAGCAUGUAUUUACACGUGGACAUGCCUAGGCUCUAGUUAUGAUCAAUGUACUAAGGCUGUAUUAAUUUGGAUGGAAUGGAAUGGGGGGAAUGAAAUGAAAUUUGUACUAUAAAUUAGGGAUGAUCGGAGAAAAUAUCUAUAAUUUUCAUUUCUUCAAUCAGUCCAUUUCAAACUA
Messenger RNA from Daucus carota subsp. sativus, 3116 nucleotides. Its product is annotated as pentatricopeptide repeat-containing protein At4g02750-like. Gene Ontology annotation, molecular function: protein binding. The transcript is spliced from 4 exons. The record is from RefSeq and is a predicted model, not a curated record. Bases 265 to 2226 code for a protein of 653 amino acids. NCBI's taxonomy places the organism in Eukaryota, Viridiplantae, Streptophyta, Magnoliopsida, Apiales, Apiaceae.